Messenger RNA from Pseudoliparis swirei, 2911 nucleotides. It is a transcript of the gene acox3, whose product is annotated as acyl-CoA oxidase 3, pristanoyl. The transcript has 19 exons. Gene Ontology annotation, cellular component: peroxisome. The record is from RefSeq and is a predicted model, not a curated record. Bases 193 to 2271 code for a protein of 692 amino acids. NCBI's taxonomy places the organism in Eukaryota, Metazoa, Chordata, Actinopteri, Perciformes, Liparidae. Gene Ontology annotation, molecular function: fatty acid binding; pristanoyl-CoA oxidase activity; FAD binding. Gene Ontology annotation, biological process: fatty acid beta-oxidation using acyl-CoA oxidase; lipid homeostasis.
AGAAGGCAGUAAUGCAGCCAGCGACCUAAACACCACCGAAGAAGAAAAGAAAAAGAGUUACCUCUGGCACGCACUUUUACAAACACAGACACGUGUUGACAGCUGUCGAAGAGACGGAGAUAGUAACUGGGAAAGUUGACUCGGAACGAGAAGGAUUUCUCCUCUUCCUCCCAGAGAGCAACUGUAGAGGCGAUGGAUCACGGCGUGGCUGACCUCCCCAGGGGCCCGCUGGACCUCUACAGGCACAAAGCUUCCUUCAACUGGAAGGACAUGCUCCUCUUCCUCGAGGGAGAGGACAUCAUGGCGUUCAAGCGGCAGGUGUUUACUGCGCUGGAGGGCGACCCCGUGUUCGCCCGUCAGCCCGGGGAAGACGUCCCUCUGGAGAAGAUGAGGGAGCUGACCUUCCUCAGGGUGAAGCAGCUCUUCCGCUACGACUUCCUGCCGACGGACGAGAUGAUGGAGAACCCGUGGAAGGGCGUGGUGUUCAAUGACUGUCUGGGCAUGUACGACUGGGCCAUGUCGGCCAAGUACUUCCUCAACAAAGCCAUGUUCGGAGCGACUGUUGCCAGCACGGGAUCGGGAAGACACAUGAAGUUUGUCGAAAAUAUCGAAAACAUGACGACGUUCGGUUGCUUCGCACUGACCGAGCUGAGCCACGGCAGCAACACCAGAGCCAUGAGGACCACGGCAACGUAUGACCCCGCCACGCAGGAGUUUGUGAUCAACUCUCCGGACUUCGAGGCCGCCAAGUUCUGGGUGGGGAACCUCGGCAAGACGGCGACUCACACCUUGCUGUUCGCUCAGCUCUACACGCCGGACCGGGCGUGCCACGGCCUGCACUCCUUCGUCGUGCCGGUGAGAGAUCCCAAGACGCUGCUGGCUCUGCCUGGGGUGCUGGUGGGAGACAUGGGCAAGAAGCUGGGUCAGAACGGACUGGACAACGGCUUCGCCGUGUUUCACAACGUGAGGAUCCCUCGGGAGAAUCUGCUGAACAAGACUGGAGACGUCACCCCCGAUGGCCGCUACGUGACUCCAUUCAAGGAUCCCAACAAGCGUUUCGGGGAGUCUCUCGGGGCCCUGUCGGGGGGGCGGUUGUCCAUCACCAGGAUGGCGCAGGUCAACCUGAAGCUGGCUCUGAUCGUCGCCAUACGCUUCUCCGCCACCAGGAGGCAGUUCGGACCCCAAAACACGGAGGAGAUCCCAGUGUUGGAGUACCAGUUACAGCAAUGGCGUCUGAUCCCGUACCUCGCAGCAGCUUACGCUCUGGACCAUUUCUCCAAAUCUCUCUUCAUGAACUUCAUCGAGUUUCAGCUCGGACAGAUGAUGAAGGAGAAGAGUGAGAGACAAGCGGACAUGGGCAGGGAGAUCCACGCCAUGGGCUGCUCCAGUAAGCCUCUGUGCUCGUGGACCGCUCAGAGGGGGAUCCAGGAGUGCAGGGAGGCGUGCGGUGGACACGGAUACCUGGCCAUGAACCGGUUGGGCGAUCUGCGUAAUGACAACGAUCCAAACUGCACGUACGAAGGAGACAACAACGUGUUGCUGCAGCAGACCAGCAACUACCUGCUGAGCUGGCUGCACAACAAGCACAGAGACGGCGUGCGGAUCGAGUCUCCAUUCCACACGGUGGACUUCCUGGACCACUUCCACCAGAUCCUGGAAACCAAGUUCACAGCAACAACCACGGAGCAGUGCAUGGACUCUGCAGUGCCGCUGGCAGCUUAUAAGUGGCUGGUGUGUUUCCUGCUGGAAGAGAGCCGGAGGAGGCUUGAAGAGCAGAGGGCGCAGGGGAAGGACGACUUUGAGGCCCGCAACAGCAGCCAGGUUUACUACUGCCGCUCCCUGGCCAUCGCCUACAUCGAGCUCAACUGCCUCCAGAGGUUUGCUGCCCAGGUCUCUGCUGAGGACACACCGGCUGGUCUCAGACCAGUGCUGAGCCAGCUGUGUGCGCUGUACGGGCUGUGGAGCCUCAGCAGCCACAUGGCCACACUGUACCAGGGUGGGUACCUGAGUGGGAGGAAGCCCAACGAGUUGGUCCAGAUGGCCAUUCUCGCUCUCUGCUCCCAGUUGAAGGACGACGCCGUAGCGUUGGUGGAUGUUUUUGCACCUCCGGAUUUCAUUCUCAACUCGCCCAUCGGCAACGCAGAUGGACAGCUCUACAAGAACCUGUGGGCGACGGUCAUGCAGGGCGACAAGGUUCUGGAGCGGCCGUCCUGGUGGAAAGAGUUCAGCUCAGACAAGCCGGUGGUCGGAUCCCUGCGGCCCAAACUCUAGAGUCCACUUGGACCACAACCCUGGAUUACGUGUCCCGGGGAGUCUGGGGGGUGAAUGUGCGUGUGUGGCCUUAAAUAACUGCACGUUAAAAAUGUAAUUUAUAUACUUCGUGAUGAUUAUUCUUGGUUGGGGUUCAUUUUUCACUAGAUGAAUUCAGGAUUUGACUUUAAAUCAUGUUGUAUACAAAUUUUAGUAAUUAAAGGAUAUAUUUGAAACUUUUAAUAUCAGUUUUAAAGAGAAAAUAAUCCAGUUCUUCAUAAUGUAAACCAACCCUCGUCUUCCCAACGAUGACUAACCAAGAAGACUGCAAAUCAUUUGACACAUUUAGUCAAAUGAUAACUGAUAACCCAAUGGACAACUUUUAGGUUUUCAGUUGAUGCCACACUUCGUCGAAUUGAUUUGUGUUCCACAGAAAGACUUUCAUCUGCUUUAUUAAACUCUGAUUGUGGGAUUAUACAGGGGAAUACAUACGUUGCCACAUUUGUCCUUACCUCGUCAAUAAUGCCAUUCCUUGGAAAAAUAUCAUUUAAAAAUGUGUUUCCACAUGUAAUGAAAUAUGUAAUAAUUAUUCUGUAAAUUGGGUAGAUGCAUUAUUAAUGUUUAUAUUUAACACUAUGCCAAAUAAAUAUAGUUAAUAACA